AUGAAGAGAUUGGAUCUACGACUACCAGUAGGUCCUUCAUCUGGCGGUAUCGUCGGUUUGACUAAAUUAAACUACCCAGAUAAGGCGGUGGCGAGUUUCUUCAAGCCAGCGUCACAAAAGCCUCCUGACCAACUAAUAUGGAAGAUAUUCAAGGAAAGCUUGAUCAUGGGACGAUAUGAGCCUUCCGGUGCCCCUUCGAAUGUUCCUCAGGAUGUAAAUGACUCGGAAGACAUUCGCUCUAUCAAAAUCGCAGCUUUCGACCUUGAUGAUACCCUGAUUACUGCUAACUCGGGAAACAAGUGGGCUCGUCACGCUAAUAGUUGGAAGUGGUGGGAUGGCUCAGUUCCGGCGAGACUAAAGCAGCUAUAUAGCGAGGGCUAUCUCGUCAUCAUUAUGAGCAAUCAAGGCAAUGUCAUCCCUAAAGCCGAGUCGAAAAGUCUUGCCAAUCUCAAAGCCUGUAUAUCUUCAGUUCUUCGACAGCUCGACCUGCCCAUCCACUUCUACGCUGCUACAAUUCAAGAUCGAUAUCGUAAACCUCGGACUGGCAUGUGGGAAAAGCUCCUUGAUGAUCUCCAGCUGUAUGGCGCAGUUGACAUGGAUAAUUCAUUUUAUGUCGGAGACGCUGGUGGAAGAGAGAAAACCGAGACGAGACCUAAAGAUCACUCGAAUUGCGACAGGUGA
This is a messenger RNA of Exophiala bonariae, 681 nucleotides long. RefSeq lists its product as uncharacterized. Gene Ontology annotation, biological process: DNA repair. NCBI's taxonomy places the organism in Eukaryota, Fungi, Ascomycota, Eurotiomycetes, Chaetothyriales, Herpotrichiellaceae. The record is from RefSeq and is a predicted model, not a curated record. Gene Ontology annotation, molecular function: polynucleotide 3'-phosphatase activity; ATP-dependent polydeoxyribonucleotide 5'-hydroxyl-kinase activity; double-stranded DNA binding. The coding region runs from base 1 to 681 and encodes 226 amino acids. The transcript is spliced from 2 exons.